Messenger RNA from Astrephomene gubernaculifera, 1757 nucleotides. Lineage: Eukaryota; Viridiplantae; Chlorophyta; Chlorophyceae; Chlamydomonadales; Astrephomenaceae. The record is from the annotation of a GenBank genome assembly.
CUCCGUUUGUGCAUACUGGUUGUCUUAACUGUUAAGAGGCCUAAACGACAUACCGCAUUCUGUAAGCUUUUAUCGAAAGGGACAACGUUGAGGGGCAAGCCUUCCUAACUAACACUGUCAAAUGCACCGGACGUCACAUAGAAGGCCCCCCUAAUUUCGCUAGGACCCAUUUACAUAUCCAAAGCAAGGUCACUGGGAAAUGCCCAGCAGAGAAUGCCCUGUCCUGUACCCGACGCUGGAAGACCUUAAAAAGCCGUUUGAGGCCUACAUAGAGAAGCAUGAGAAGAAGAUUGCGGAAGCGGGCAUAGCGAAGAUUGUGGCGCCGGAGGGCUGGACGCCGCGACGACAGGGCUACCCUGAUGACCUGGACUUCACCAUCGAGCGGCCCAUCCGGCAGCAUGUCACCGGCAGCCGGGGGCUCUUCCGCGGACUGUACAUCGAGCAAAAGCCCAUGAGCCUGCGACACGACUUCAGGCCGAUGGCCCUAGCCCCCGACAACCAGCCGCCGCCCGCCGACACCCCAGCCGACCUGGAGCGCCGCUACUGGCGCAAUGUGACGCUGCGGCCGCCGCUGUACGGCGCUGACGUGGCCGGCUCGCUGUUUGACGAGGAUUGCAAGGGCUGGACGCUGCGCCAGCUGGACACGGUGUUGUCGCGGGUGCUGCGGGAGGCGGGGCACACGCUGCCCGGGGUGAGCGAGCCCUACCUGUACUUCGGCAUGUGGAGGAGCCUGUUCGCGUGGCACACCGAGGAUGUGGACCUCUACUCCGUCAACUACCUGCACUUCGGGGCGCCCAAGCAGUGGUACUGCAUCCCGCCAGACAGCCGCCGCCGCUUCGAGGGGCUGAUCAAGGGAAUGCUGCCCGACCUGUUCAAGACCUGCCCAGAGUUCUUCAGACACAAGGAGCUGAUCAUCAGCCCGCAGCUGCUGGACACCUUCGCCAUCCCCUACAUCCGCAGUGUGCAGCGGCCGCGCGAGUUUGUCAUCAACUACCCGGGUAGGCGCUGCGGGUGGGAGGUGGGCGCAAGGGGGCAGUGCACGGCGGCAUGGAGCCGGGAAAAUAAAUGAAGCAAGUGAAGCAAUCGGAGUCUCUAUCCCAUAUCCGAGGCGCCUACCACGCUGGAUACAACAUGGGAUACAACUGCGCGGAGUCGGUUAACUUUGGCACUCGGCGCUGGAUACCGCUGGGCGCGGUGGCGGCGGUGUGCCAAUGCAACCCUGACAGCGUCAGCAUAGACAUGCGGCUGUUCAGGCACCUGGUUCCUGCCCGGCUGCUGCCUCCCUCCAUCUUUGAGGACACGAGCAGCGAGGAAGAGGAGGAGGAGGAGGAGGAGGCCUCGUCGUCCUCCGCCUCCGAUUCUGAGCUUCAAGAAGUGGAAGACUCAGAGGACGCGGAGAAGGAGGUGGGCCGCAAGGGCGCGGGACGCGGGCGCGGGAGGGGUAAGCUGGCCAGGGAAAGCAGCAGCAGCGGCGGCGGCAGAGGAAGUGAAAGAGCGGCGGCCGCAAAGCGAGGAGGCAGCAGUCGAGGCCGCGGCGGUAGCAGAGGUCGCGGCAGGGGCGACGGCGGUGGCGACACUGCAGGGGAGGAAGGGCGCAGGAGCACCCGUGGCGGUAGGGGCAGGGGCCGCGGGACCGCGGUGAGUCGAGGGGGCGGCGCCGGCAGAGGCCGCGGCGGGGCCACAACCGCUACCCGCGGGAGGGGAGCCGCAGCAGGGAGGGCAGGCAGCCGACGAGUGGCCCCGGCUGCAGCAGAGGG